This is a messenger RNA of Helianthus annuus (common sunflower), 477 nucleotides long. RefSeq names its product circumsporozoite protein-like. The transcript has 2 exons. The record is from RefSeq and is a predicted model, not a curated record. Lineage: Eukaryota; Viridiplantae; Streptophyta; Magnoliopsida; Asterales; Asteraceae. Bases 1 to 477 code for a protein of 158 amino acids.
AUGGGUGGUGGUGGUGAUCAGUGGCGGCUAGUGGCGGUGGCAGCGAUGGGUGGCGGUGGUCGGUGGGUGACGGUUGUUAGCGGUGGUGGCGGCGAUGGUCAGGGUUGGCGGUGGUCUGCGGUGGCAGGUGGCGGCGACGAUGGUGGGUGGUGGUGGUUGAUGGUAGCGAGUGGUGGCCGCGGAGGAUGUGGCGGUAGUGGUCAGGCGGUGGUCGGUGGUGGCGAUGACGACGGUGAGUGUUGGUGGUCAACGGUAGCGGGUGGUGGCAACGGAGAAUGGGUGGUUGUGGUGGUCGACGAAGGGUGGCGAUGGUUUAUGAUGGCGGGUGGCAGCAAUGGUAGUCGAUGGCGGUGGCGGCGGGUGGCGGAGAACGGUGGUGGUGGUGGUCGCCGGAGGUUGGUGGCGGGUGGUGAUGACGGCAGGUGGUGGUGGUGGUGGCAAAUGGUGGAGGUGGCAAAUGGUGGAGGUGAUGGGUAG